Molecule: messenger RNA, 9363 nt
Organism: Polypterus senegalus (gray bichir)
Lineage: Eukaryota; Metazoa; Chordata; Cladistia; Polypteriformes; Polypteridae
Product: TPR and ankyrin repeat-containing protein 1-like
Exons: 24
Coding region: 222-9035 (2937 amino acids)
Molecular function (GO): ATP binding; protein binding
Source: RefSeq, a predicted model, not a curated record
GAAAGUAUGGAGUCCAGCAGCCUGUUUACAGUAGCUUGAUAAUAAGUGUUUCUCUUUGUACAGCUUCUACAAUAAUUCUGCCUUGCCUGUCCCACCUGAGGUAAUUGGGGGUCCUGGACUACACUUCAUCGAGUACAUCUUGAAGGAUAUACUCCUUCUCUUUAGUCUAAUCUGCAUCACAUCGGGCAGCUGAGAGCUCAUCACUCUGUGUUCAGUUUGAAAUGGACCCCAUUCAUCUGGCCAAUCAGUUGCGAAAAGAAGGAAACCAAGAAUUUAAAGCAAAACAGUAUAUUUCUGCAAUCAAAAAGUACAAUGCUGCCUUAGCCAUCUACUAUGAACUGUGUGAUCUUUACAGGAAUCCAAAGGAUGUUGCCAUAUUGUUCUGCAACAAAGCUCUUUGUCUGUUUAAGCUUCAGAAAUGGUCUGAUGCUUAUUCAUCAGCAGAUCAGGCACUAAGGUUUGAUCCCACGUUCAUUAAGGCUUACUACUGGGCAGGUUGUUCUUUGAUUGAAAUGAUGGCAGUCGACCAAGCACUGUUGGUGUUCUUGUCAGGCGUGAAGUUAGCCUCAAGUAAUGCCUCUCAGGAUCUAAUUGCAGAACUUGUGGUUAGCAUCAUGACAAUAAUUAACAAGCACCCUGUCUUUGGUACUGAUGUGUAUUUUGAUGAAAUUUUUAAGAAGAGAUUCAGCACUGAUGUCUGGAGAAUGGUGUUUGAAAAAUUGGCCUACAAGGAUUUGUGGAGGAUCCUGCACUAUCUGAUUGUUUAUAGAAAGAAGCAAUUGCCAGUAGAGCUCAGCACGUCUCAUGUUUCUCUAAAGCGACUAUUUGAGAGCACCAUGGGGACUCUCCAGAUAUUUUUCUUUUUGCAGGAUAAUGUCAGCAGGUACAGUUCUCAAAUUGACUGGAUAUCAUCAUUAAGUAAGUGGCUCAUAAAGCAUGGAACCAGAGUUGACACCAUUGGAUCCUUCCCCCUUCAUGCUCUUAUGACAUUGUCCACCAAAACCAAUCUGCAUACAAAGGAAAAUGACUUGAUUAUGUGGUUGCUCUCCAAUGAUACAUCUUUGAGGGAGAGAAUCAAUGAAAGGAAUGAAGAUGGAUAUACAUUACUUCACAUUGUGGCAAAAGCCUACACCAGUAAUAAGGGCUAUUCACGCAAGCAACAGACUGCCCAUGUAGCAAUGCUGCUUGCAUUGGGGAUUGAUCCAAGCAUCACAGAUGGUCAGAAUAGACUUGCAGUUGAUUAUCUAAAGAAAAAUAAAAAUUUUCAAGCAGCAGAGGAAAUAAGGAGAAUAGCUCCUAUACCUACUAAUCAAGAUUCAGCUGUGGCCUGUGGUGCUUAUGAAGACUCACCUAACACUACAGAGAAUUUAACAUUCGAAGAGGUGGUGUCCAACUUUGUUCAGUUCUGCUCUCAAAGCAACAGGAGAUACCUCCCAAAUCUGUUUGAGCAACCUGAAGUGCUAACACUUCUUCAGCACCUGUCCAUAUGCUCAGAAAUCCCUCCUGGGCUUCUCUGCAUUGCUGACAGCACCUUCCAGACCACUCUGGUCAAAUGGUGUCUGGAAAGAGGGCAGUGGGCUGAAAGUCUGCUGCUUCUGACAGGACACAAGAACGAGAAAGUGCAGAGCAAGAAGAACGGACUUUUUCCUGACUGCGAUCUUUCAGAUGUGAACCUUAGUGACCUCAUCCCUCAUAUGUUUAAGACGAAUAACCUGCGGCUAAGACUUGUGUCAUCACUCAUUGAGAAAGGAGCAUGUCCUGAUGGCCUUGGACCUGUGACAGAACCACCUGUGACCUUGUGUCUGAAGAGCGAGGACUAUGAGUUGGCUUACCACCUAUUGAAGGAAGGAGCAGGUCCCCAUGCUUUCUCUAUAAGCUCUGGAGACACACCUCUUCAUGUAGCUCUUCAAAUUAUUCUUGGCAAAAAAGAUGAGUUUGGCUUACACAUCUUGAAGUACCUCCUCCAGUUGUUUGAAUCAAACCCUCAGACAUAUGACUACUUGGAUCCAAAUUUACAGGAUGAGAAUGGCAACACCCUGCUUCAUAUCAUCUUUGCCUCCAGCUCACGACACUUGGAAGAAAUUAUGGAUAUGCUGGCCAAAUUUGAAAUAAAUACCAAAGUGAAAAAUAAGCAAGAUAAGGAGGCUACAUUUAAAGUCAGUGGGAAAGACCAAAGACUUAUAUAUUGGAAUAAGGCUCUGAGCAACCGAAAACGACAAGAGCCCAGGAUAAGAAUUCAGCGCCUUAAGGUGAGCCGAGGUGUAACAGGAACCAAAAUGCUCAAGAUGAAAAGUGUAGCUGAAAUGGACAGUUGCACAAAGGAAAUGGGAAGCCUCCAGUUAGCGCACUGCAAAAACGCCAGCUCCUCUGUGCCUUUUUUUGAAUGUCUUGUCUCUGAAAUAAAAAAACUUAUAACAUGCCAACAUGCACAGUUGGUGACUAGUCCAGCCACUCUAGAAGCAUCGGGUUCAGUAACUAACAUACACAAAGAAUUAUGUAAUGUCAGCGAUACAGCAAAGCAAUACAAAGUCAUGGACCCUGAGAGUACUACAAAUGAGUGCCUCAAAUCUGCUGAGCAGGAUGUUCCAGAAGAUGCUCCAGAGGCAGAAGCGUCAUUAGAUGUGCUAAGGGAAAAUUGGCUUCAGGGGCUGGACUUUGACAACAUGACAUGGGAAAUUGAGUGUACCACAGACGUCUUGAAAAAACUUGCCAGUAAGGAUGUCUCCUUGCAGAUGAAAGCAAAAAUAGUCCAAGUGAUUCAGCAGCUUGGAAAUGGGGAAUGGACUCGCAGCCUGCAGAAGAGGUUGAAACAUCUAGACAGUGAAAUCAGACUCUAUGAAGCUAAACUGGAUAAAGGUGCACGAAUGUUGUGGGAACUUGCAAUUGACUUCUCUCCUCGCUGUAGUGAAAAUCCUGAGAAGAUCAUUGAAAGUGUGCAGCUAUUGAGUCAGAGCACUCAGAGAACAACAGGCAGGGUGUACAGUGAGAUGAUACGAGUGUGGGACAUUAUACUAGACCAUGGAAAGCUGGACCAUAGCAUUGAAAAUAUUUGCCAUGCCUUCAAUCGUGGGAUGAUGUGCAUCCUGAGAAAGAAACUGAAGGGUCUAAACCGUGCCAAGAUUUCCUCAAGCUGCAAUGUAGAGAAGCGAAUUCCACUUUGCUACAUAGAAUAUAUUGACAGUCAGAAUACAGAAGAGGGAGAAGCUACAGAGUACUUUCCUCCUGCCAGUGCUGUGGAAACAGAAUACAACAUAAUGAAGUUCCAUAGCUUUAGCACCAACAUGGCUUACAACAUCAUCAGCAACAUGGACAUCAAAGUAGAAUAUCCUUUCCGAGUUGGAGAGCUGGAGUAUGCUAUAAUUGAUUUAAAUCCUAGUCCUCUGGAAGCCAUCAUCCUAAUUGGUAGAAGUGGAACAGGAAAAACCACAUGUUGUCUUUACAGGCUGUGGAAACAAUUUCAAAAAUAUUGGCUCAUUGCAGAGAAAAUAAAUGGACCUUGGUUUACUAAACCUGUGAGAAAGAGGGAUAAUUUCAAGCAAGAUGAUGAUGAAGAUGCUGAUCUGUUAUUUUCAGAGUGCUCUUCAAAUGAUGAUUCUGACUUGACUGAAAAUGAAGAAGAUAAUUCUAAAUUGAGUGCACACUGUGAGCAAAGCAUGGGAGCUUCCCAUCAGGAAGACAAAAGCAUUGCGGAAGCUGAUACAGACAAUGUUCAGGAGCAACUGGAGCAUCUGCAUCAGAUUUUUGUGACCAAAAAUCAUGUUCUCUGCAAAGAAGUGCAAAGAAACUUUGUAGAGUUGACUAAAUCCAACAAAGCCACCAGCCAUUUUAGGACACUGGAGCCCAACAUUCAUCAGCUGCAGGAUAUCCAAGAUGAACAUUACCCACUUUUUGUCACGUCUCAGCAGUUGCUGCUGCUUCUUGAUGCCUCAAUGCCUGAACCUUUUUUUCCAAGGAAUCCAGAUGGCAGCAUAAGGAGAAGCAUUGUUGGUUGGUCUGCUGUGGAUGAGAACAUGAUUCAAGAACUUGAAGAUGAUGAUGAAGAAGGAGAAUUUGAAGAGGACUUGGAUGAAGAAGAGAGCAUUGUCGACAUUCAGCUUAAAGAAGCUGAUCCGCGUGUGUUUGUGACUUAUGAGGUGUUUAGUUCUGAAAUGUGGCCAAAAAUGAUCAAGGGUAGAUCUUUUUCUAACCCAGCCUUGGUCUGGAAGGAAAUCAAGUCCUUCCUCAGAGGAUCUUUUGAGGCCUUCAGUAGCCCUGAUGGGUUUCUUUCCAAAGAACAAUACUACAACCUGGGCAGGAAGAGGGCUCCUAAUUUUCAAGAGGAUCGCAGUGAAAUUUAUAGCCUUUUUCAAAUCUAUCAGCAGAUCAAACGGCAGCGAGGCUACUUUGAUGAAGAAGACAUUCUUUUUAAUCUGUCUCAAAGACUUUCCAAGCUUGAUGAAAUUCCUUGGUCCAUUCAUGAACUUUAUGGGGACGAAAUCCAGGAUUUCACCCAGGCUGAACUUAUGCUUUUGAUGAAGUUUAUCAAUGAUCCCAAUGCAAUGUUUCUGACAGGUGACACAGCCCAGAGCAUUAUGAAGGGGGUGGCUUUCCGUUUCAGUGACCUUCACUCUUUGUUCUACUAUGCCAACAAGAGUAGCAUGAACAGAAGGAAGCAACAAAGAAACACAAAGCAGGAGCAGUUUAUUGUUAGAAAGCCCAAGCGGAUCUACCAGCUAUACCAGAAUUACCGAUCACACUCAGGAAUUCUGAACAUGGCAUCAGGUGUGGUAGAUCUGUUGCAGCACUUCUUUCCUGAGUCAUUUGAUCGAUUGCCGAGAGACUGUGGUCUUUUUGAUGGACCCAAGCCUACCUUGAUGGAGUCUUGUAGUGUCAGUGACUUGGCAAUUCUGCUCAGAGGGAACAAAAGGAAGUCACAACCUAUAGAGUUUGGAGCUCAUCAGGUGAUCCUUGUUGCAAAUGAAGCUGCCAAAGAGGCAAUCCCCGAAGAGCUCAGCUUGGCUCUUGUCCUUACAAUUUAUGAGGCAAAGGGUCUGGAAUUUGAUGAUGUCCUGCUUUACAACUUUUUCACAGAUUCUGAGGCAGGAAAAGAAUGGAGAGUCAUCUCAACCUUCAGUCCUUCAAGGCCACCAGAUACUCAGGCUUGCUGCCUUGGUGAACUUCCCAUGGAAGGGCUGAGUGUUUCACAGAAUAGGCCUAUAGAUUUCAAUCCUGAUCUGCAGAAGAUGCUGAAUGGGGAGUUGAAGCAACUCUACACGGCUAUCACCAGAGCUCGAGUGAACUUGUGGCUGUUUGAUGAAAAUCUUGAAAAGCGAGGCCCUGCAUUUGAAUUCUUUGUUAAGGAAGGAUAUGUACAAGUUGUCACGACAGAUGAAGACUUGGAGCUUGAUGACAGCAUGUUUAUUAAAUCCUCCACACAGCAGGAGUGGAUUGGUAGAGGAGACUAUUUUGCAAAGCACCACUGUUGGACAGUUGCUGCAAAAUGUUAUCAGAAAGGAGGUGACAAGAACAAGGAGAAGCUAGCAUUGGCCAAUGAUUCUGUUCUCAAUUUGAGAUCCAAAAAAGUAACUCCAAGGGAGUUGCAACUGGAAUACCUGCAGCUUUCCAAAAUAUACCUUGAAUGUAAUGCCCCAAAGUUGUCAAUGAAAUGCCUGAAAAAUGCAAAGGAGUAUGAUCUGUGUGGCCAACUGUGUGAGAGAUUAGGAAAGUUCAAGGAUGCAGCAGCUAGCUACAUAAAAGCACGGAGGUACAAACAUGCUGUGAAAUGUUAUGAACUGGACAAUGAAUAUGAUUUGGCCUUGAAGGCGUAUUGCAGUGCUGAGCUAUUUGAAGAAGCAGCAGAGGCAUUGGAAAGAUACAACCAGAAACUUCAAAUUAAGCUGCCGUAUGAAAAAGACAAUUUCUUUCUGCAAGCUGCAGCUAAAUAUCACAAGGAGAAAAGACAUGUGGAAAUGCAGAAGUCCUUGUCUAACCUCCCUUCAGAAGAACAACUGAUCUUCUUUAAAAGAUAUGGCUAUGUUAAAGAGGCAGCAAAUGUUCUUAAGAGCCAAGGACGAGGGGAAGAGGCAGCAGAAUUAAUGCGUGAACAUGGUGAUCUAAUUACAGCAGCUGAACUAACUGCCAGGCAAGACUUUAGAGCUGAAUGUUUGCUAGCUGAAGCUCGAAGGGGCUAUUCUGUUUUGCAAAAGAGUACUAGUACUAAUGACUUGGAGGUGAAUCAUAUAAUACAGGUUUUAAAACAGGCCAACCAGCUUUUCAAGGAAAUGAAGCAAGUUAGUGGUUCUGCUGAGGUCCUGCUCCUGAGAGGGUUAAUAAAUAAAGAUGCAAAUGACAUCAGAAAAGCAUGCAUACACUUUGUAAAGGAAGGCCACAAUGCAGGAGCAGUAGAAGCUCUUCAUAUGCUGCUCUGCUAUCCUCUUGACGGCGUCUCUAAUUUACUGCAAUAUCUGAAAUGUUUUGAGAUGUUGAUUCAGUUGGCUAAAGCUGUGGAGAACCCUCAAACCAAUGGGGACAAAGAAAUUGUCAAGUCUUGUUAUGAAUUUUAUGGAAUUAUGCAGAUGGAUGACACUCAAUGUCUGAUACCCAAAAAAGAGGCUGGAAGGGUCCUUAAUUUCAUGUUUGACUAUGGCCCAGGUCUUCAGAAAAACUUAAUUGCUGAUGAUACUGCCUAUAGGGUGCAGAAUAGAGACUUAAAAGUAGUGAUCAUGCGGCAUCUUUUAGGAAAGCUAUCUGAUUUUGCAGAGACAAUCAAAUCUCUUUGUGAAGACAUUCCACAAAUUUGCACCAAGUACAUAUGUGGCUUUGAUUGUCAGUAUGAACAAUGCAUUGAUUUUCAUAAAGCCCCCCAAAGGCAUGAGCUAAAAUCUUCCAUUCAUGCAAAGGUAUAUCUCAUAGCCCUAAAUGGAAUGCUAUUAGCUGCCAGGGAGCUAUUUGAUAGACAGAUAUUUAGCGAAGUAGAUAACAUUGAGAACAACAUCACCAAAAAUGCAUUUGCCAUGGUUCAGUCUCUUUUCAGGACAGUCUUCCCAAAGCAUUUUCACCUCAGAGCUCUGUCAGACAGUAAUAGAGCUACAGAGGAAAUCCUUUGUUUAGCAAGAAAAAUACCCUUUAGGUGUUAUGCAAGUACUAUUAAGGAUUAUGUUAACCAGCGCAUUCAAGAGGAAAAGGCUGUUUUCCAGAGAGAAUCCACUGAUCUCUGGUUGGAGAUUUUUCAGGUUCUCCUUCUCACUUCAGGUUAUCCUAGAGAAAUGGAUAAUUUGCUUACAAAGAUAGAAAAACAAUACCAAAAUGAUGUAAGUAAGGCGGCAAGUACAAACACUAAAACAGUUGCAGGCUUUCAUGGCAUGCUACCAAUUGAAAAAGGCAGCAAGGAAUGCAUUAGCUUCUUCAGGCUCUUCCUGGUUUCCAUGAGAGAUCUCUAUCAAAAUAAAGAUCCCCUGAAAUGUGUUCACAGUUUUUAUCGGUUCAUGAAUGUUAUUGUAAAGAAGAACAGACGCAACAUGAUUCCAGACAUUGGCAACACAGUCAUGCUGAUUGAAUUUCAGUUUGUUUUGACCUGCUUUCUUCUCAUGCGCAUAAGUGGGAAUUUAUCCAUGAGCUUGCCAAAGAGCUACCUAGCACUACUAAACCUCUGGGAUUUCCUGUUAAAGGGAUCUAGUUCUUCAGUCAUAUCUCACUGGUACAAGCCAAAGGAGCGGUACAAACUGAGGCGCCACCUUGAGUACCUCAUCGGAGUAAUGUGUGGUCAUGUAAACUCAGACUUCAAUGUUUUGCUUGAUGCCUCCAGUAAUUCUAGCUUCAUAGUUUCAGGAGAAACUGAAAGGACAGUGGUCUUGUGCUUGGUGAUGCUUAUCAAUUGUAUCCAGAUAACCAGUCCCAAGUUUGCAUUCUUCAUACGAAGCAACCUCAUUAAAGUGGCAGACAUGCUGAAGAAAGUUCUAAAAAAAGAGAAAUGCCAAGUUCCUAUAAGGCUAGUGGCCACCGUUGAUGAGGUAAACAAUGCUAAAAGUAUGUGUGAUGUUAUUGAAAGCCUUCAAGUUUUGUUGAUCCAAAGAGAUGAAGAGUAUCUACUAGACUGCACUUGGGAUGAUUCUAAGAGACAAAUGUUCUUCAGAAAUGCCAAUUUGUCUAGAUGCCAAUAUAUACUGGAGCCAAUUCAGGCAAUCUCUUUGGUUCUGGAGGAUUAUGACGAUACUUUAGACAAGGAGGAUUUGGAAGAGGAGGUUGACCCCAACAUCCAGUCUUUGAAAAAUCAACUGUGUAUCCAGAACAAGUGGAGAAAGGCUAUUUGGAAGUGCAUUUUGUUGGUCCGAUGGAUGGCGUUAGUGUUGCCUAAGCCCCAGUCUAGGGAAAGUGCCCGGUUUGUCUCUAGCAAUUUUCCAGAAGCAAACAUUGACAGAACCCAGUGUGAUCUGUGUGGUGUGAAAUUCUGGACCAACACAUCUGAAGGACAGUUAAGGGAUGUUCUACCUCAUGAAGGAACUUCAAUAAUACAUGAUUCUGAUGAUUUGUGGGAAGAAGGGGAGCCUGCGGGACAAAAAGGCUUAAAAAGGCUUAAAAAGGAUUAUCGAAGCCAUGUGUUGAGCCAAGAACAUAAACAUAAAUUCCAGGACUAUGAGAAUUAUGAACUUUAUUUUUCAGAGCAUUUUGAUUCAUUGAUUACCAGUUCCAAAAAGAUUCUCCAGGAACUGAAGGACUGUAAGGUCUUACAUCUUCCAAGCAAAGAGCAGACUGAAGGAAAGUUGGAGGACUGUAUUCAAAAAAUUACAUCUGUUGUUAAGGAUAUACACAAAAGAAAAGAUUGGGCUUCAGGCAUUUCUGAGGUAAAGAAAGCUGCUGAUGAUUUGCAGAAGAGUCUAGAUGGGGCGCAAAAGAUUUUGAACAUUUCAAAGGGUAACACAUACAACUAUUGUGAAGAAAAGAAGAGCUUGCAGAGUGGAGACACAGAAGAGGAGCUAGCGCAGGAACAUGAGGACUUUGAUGAAUUAUCCAGGAAAAGCAGAAAGAAAAGCAAAAAGGGAAGGAAAGGGAAAGGCUAAAGGUGUUGUGUGAAGUGGGCAUGCACAACGCAGUCAGAAGAAGAAAGAUACUCCCGUUUAUUUCAACUGCUAAUGUCUCACAAUUUUGAUUGUUCUAUAUGUCCUGCUUUUUCCAUGUUCCUUGUGACAUUUACUGUAAUUUUGCUUCCUUAUUUAGACUUUUGCCUAAAAUUCAAAGCACAGUUGUUUUUCUGGAAAUCCAUUGCCAGCUAAUUUGACACUUUUUAUGUGUUGUAGCUGUACCUUGUUUGUGUUCAAGUUGUUGCGAAUUUUAUUCCGUACAGCUCAAUUAUACAAUAAUAAAACAUUUUUAUAAUCUUUUCAGUCA